Messenger RNA from Anopheles funestus (African malaria mosquito), 3809 nucleotides. RefSeq lists its product as uncharacterized. Gene Ontology annotation, biological process: positive regulation of hippo signaling. The transcript has 6 exons. Gene Ontology annotation, cellular component: cell junction; plasma membrane. NCBI's taxonomy places the organism in Eukaryota, Metazoa, Arthropoda, Insecta, Diptera, Culicidae. Bases 774 to 2957 code for a protein of 727 amino acids. The record is from RefSeq and is a predicted model, not a curated record.
UCCGAAUUUCCUUAAUUAUUGGAACAAGUUUAAAAUCAGUAAAAUACAUAUUCUCUUCAUACUGUGCACUAAAGAGUUCACGAAAAAACUUGUCCCAAGCUAAUGGUCCAAAGCAAGCAUAUACCACUCAGAAAUGAAUUCCGUUCCAACUGGAGCCUUAACGUCAAACGUCAACCGUGCUGCUGAAGGUUAUAUUUUUCCAUUUUCCACUUUUGGGACACAAACGAAGCUUUCACCACCAUCAUCAGGAGCAUGCGCAUGAAUGCACACGAGAAACGCACCGAGGGCCAAGAAUCCCGCGACAGUUUUCGGCAGCAACUAGCAACUACAGGCAUUUGGACAACGUGCGAUUGGUUUGGUGCAACUUUCAUUCAUCAUGUGAACAGUCGAUUGAUUUUCCACUUCUGCCAAUAUUUGGAGGCUGAUCGAGAAGAGUGUUAGAAGUGGAGUGAAAAAAAAACGGAAGCAGCUUACGGGUGGUUCAUCACAUUGCCACAUCGUUUUGGGAAAUCUGACCCAUCUACAGCUUGAGGCAGGAACUGUGAACGAGUGCAGAACGGCCAAACGAUUCAGUGAAGAUAAAAUAAUUAGUUGUUUGGUGCUUCUGUGCGCUCCAUUAAAACCGAAUGAAGUGGCAUUAACUGUGUGUCUGUGUGUGCUUAAGAGUGAAAAUCUAAUCUAAAAAUCACGACUACGGUCAACGAAACAACGUCACAGAACGUUCCGGCAAACCGAAGCAGGUUAAUAAGAUAGCGCGAGAGCCCGCCUGCAAGAUGUGCACGAGAAUCCGUAAGGGCAUCAUCAACCCGAAUUAUCCGGGUUUCCAGUCGCUGGCGUACACGCUGAACGAGGACAACUUUGACUACAGCUCGGAAAAUCCUUCCGACGAUGAUGAAGACUCGUACGUGUCGGAAUCAGACGACAAUGAAAUGAAGCAGCGCGACAAGGAGCCGGAACAACCGGGCGAUGAAAAUGGUAACUCGUACGGUGACAAUAGUCAGGUGGUGGUGGAGGGAAAUGUGCAUCCAAAUUCCACCAUCGACAUACCGGUAGUUCGCUCUAACCUGUAUCACCCAUCAAUGAUGACGACGUCGCUGGAAUCGGAGGAAUUCUUCCCGUCGGAUUCUUCAUAUCGUCGUACACGAAUGCAUCACAUCACAGAUGGUCGCAAUUCUCCAACGCUUACAACCGCCAUGUUUGACACAGAGGAACAGCUUGAAACGACGUUAAUCUAUGCCUGCACUCCACCGGACAUUGUUCUCCAGCACAGCUACGAUCACCGUUCGAUCGGUUUCGGAUCGUCUAACGAAUUGGCGAAUGUAACGCUGGAACUGUCAACCAGUCAAAAGCCAGAUCUAAUACCGGAGCAACAGUCAGUAGAGCAACGAUCGUUGAAGAAGCAUUCUGAACUGGAAACAUUGGAGAAGCUAAACGAUCAUUCGGAACAGGAUCGUUCAAGAGCCUCGCUUACGAACGUUAUUGGAAAUGUUACGAACGAAAAGGAGGACGAUGAAGGUGAGCAUGAUAUGGAACAAGACGAUCAGGACGAUCGGGACGCUGAAGGGAACCGAUCACCACCAUCACCAGCAAUCGAGCUCCUUCAAGCCGUUAGUCAGAUCUCGAUCACGGCUCAUGAUAUCUGUAGCAACUUGCAGCCGGAAGCAUCAUUACACUCGGAUAACUUAUUGAACGAUCGCUAUGGAUCACCUACAGCAGGAGAAGUAUUGUCGGAAGAUUCGGAGCAAGAGUCGGAUGAGGGUGAGUUCGAAUACAAACCGUAUGAAGAUGCAGAGGAAACAAGGAAUUCCUGUGUAACUUCACCCCGCGACGUACCAGCUUCCGAUGACAGUGGUGACAGUGCUGGAUCAAGUCCGGGAGAGGUGCAGUACCAUCUGGUAGACGAUUGUUCAAACCAAACGGUACAAAUUACCCGCUCACGUCAAACGAACGAUCAAUCACCUACGAAUCCUUUUCAUCUACUGCAACACUACUCAACAUCCGGCACUAUGGACUACCACAACAAUUCAACCCAGUUGACGAAUGUGCUGGAGCACGAAAUUAAUCGUAACGACUACUACAGCUCACUGGCGGGGCAAUCCGCUCCAACAGAUCCCUCCGGCGAAUGUGGACGUCAAAAUGGAACCCAUUAUGGUCGAAUAGCAAACCGGAAUGAAACAGUAUCGUUCAAUGAUUAUUCUGAUGCACGUCCCAGCACAUUACAACUCACUCGAAGAGAGGCCAACUUUUCAUCCUACUCUGCUCAUACUGCAGGUGAUAUUCAAACUUCUUCAUACAAGGAAAAGAAGAAUCCUGACAACAAUCAAAGGCAUAACACAGAUAGGGUAGUUCCUGCAAAUCAGUUCCAAAAAGUUCCGAAAGUGAAUCCAUUCUGUGAAGCCCUUCUCCAGGAGAACGACACGUGCGAUUUCUUCACAAAGCAAGCCAAACUACAAAUUGAGGCACGGAUGGCACUCUGCCAGGCAAAGGAUAUGGCACACAUGCAAAUGGAGUUCGAAAAGCGAAGCCUGCCACUGUCUCCCGUGACGAGGGUGAUUCACACCGCCGUUGAAAAGGCUGGGCUCAGUUUGGCACCCGAUAAGCGACGCCUUUCGCGGUACUACCUAACCCGGCUUAACGUGCAUCAGCUGCAGACAAUACUUACUGAGCUGCAGGGACAUGCGGAGGUGCUCAAUGAGGAGCUGGUCGAGCUGUUGAUGGAACGGGACGAUUUGCACAUCAGCCAGGACGCCACGCUGAUCGAUAUAGAGGAUCUUUCGAGAUAUCUUUGUGCCAAGGAACAGACGAUCAUUCAUGCUGAACGUCAGCGUAAGAGCCACUACUGGAGCGGCAAUCGUGUGGCGCACCAUCAGCCACCACAUCCGAAGCAACCCUCCUUACCACAACCACCGAUACGAUCGACGUGCGGUACCGCGAUCCCAGCAUAUCGUUACCAUUAAAAGUGCGAUCACGCUGUUGAUCGUGAAUUGGUUUAGGUUAGGCAAACUCCUCAAAAACACACACACAGAGAAACACAUCGUUAAAUAAUAUAGAUACAAAUGCGUUAAACAAGGUAAAAUAACACAAAAAUCAUGCAUAAACAAUACAUACAAAACAAAGUGGACCCAAAAAAACUACAUAUAUAGAAACAGUACAGUGUGAAACUAGAACAAUCCUCGGUCAGCCACAGCCCCAGCAAAGGUGGUAAGCUAAUGCACAAAAAACUAUAUAUGCAACAUUCCCGCCCCACGACGCACAGCAGCUCCCAGGACAAAACACAUAUACACUCUCAUCCCCAAAAAAAACCUGCAUUGAACUGCAUAGUGCAAUAGUGCAACGUGAGCAGUACGAGCAACUCACCUUGUGAUAGAAUAUGCCUGCGCUAGAAACAUGCUGUACUAGAAACGGUGGCCAGUGUACUGCACCUCGGCAAUACAAACUAAAACACAAUCAUGCGCCACGAAUGGCAUCACUAUACUAACCGUUCCAUCAUCAUGCCCCAUCAAACUCAAACUCUAACUAACAAUCAACGCUCUGGUGAUAAAGGAUAAUACUGCAAAUUGUUGUCUCUAUUUUUCGAUAUCUAAAAAACUCCUAAGCUCUUUGCUGUACUUAAACGUAUUGCAAAAACGAAAAAGAAACUGCAAACUAUUCAACAUACUCUAACAACACUUCCACCUUUACCCUGGUACAUGCAUGCUCUCCAACGUUGCUACUAUUUCCUUCGUUAAAGCGAAUAUUUGUUGCAAAAACCAAACAAAAAGGUGAAAAUGAAAGUUUAACAAAAUAAAUGGUAACAUUUUCACAAUGAA